AGGUUGUCGUGUCCUGCAACGACGAAGACAACGGAAAAACGCUGGGUCGCGCUUCAGCUUCGUAUAUUCGACUUGACCAUUGUCUAUGUAUCGGCUAUAUAUUGAAACCAAACAGGCCCUAGCUUCUCGCUUCUCAGACAUCUAAUCAAACCUUGUCGCUUCGUCUUGCAAGAGAUGUAUCUCUGUAUACCGGCUAGACGAAUACAAACCUUGUCACUUUUCCGCCGCUCAGCGCUCAGCAUCCGGUCUAUGUGGGUGGACAUUGUAAGAGUCAGAUACAUCUGAGAGAAGCACUAUGCUACAUAUGCAUCAUUGAAUCUGUUCCUGCAAAGCAUGACAACGUCGGGGUACCUCGGUCGCAGCGACGGUUCGUUUUCGAACACGCAUCACCGACGCUGCUUCCCGCCCUUCGUUCCUCCUCUCACCACCCUCCACCCUUAGGUCUUUAGCCCCACGCUUGUUUGAUUUUGUAUAUACAAUACGCAAUAUCUCAGUUCCAUAAUCGCGUCCCCCGAAGGGGUCAAGCGCGCCUUCCCUUGACUAGUAAAAUGUCGUGUCCGAUAUGCAAGAAGACUCCAGAAAUAUGGUCUUCAAUUUCAUGCGGACAUGUUUUUUGUGAACAUUGUAUUACAGCGCAUGUACAAACUACCCAAGCCCGAUUGGAGGACGCCGGUGUCGCAAACGACGCGUCGUCAACUAUCAAUUGCCCUUACUGCGGUGUUCGCAUCGACCGCAACGAUAUACGCCAGUUGCAGCUUCCUAGAGAGUUGUUGAAGUUACCAAACAGAGUACAGGAACUCUCUGUAAGCCUGGGUGGUUCAAGGAGACUUCACAGAUACUGGAACAGACGCGGCGUCACUGCCAGCAAACGAGCUGCUGAGUUAGAUGACGAAUUGACUCGAGCACGGCAGAACGAAACAAACCUGCGCACUACAGUCGCGGACAUGCAAAUGCAAAUAGAUGACAUUACAGCUCGUCUAGAAGCCACUCAACUGGAUCUUUCUCGCACCAGACAAGAACGAGAACAAGAGGUUACUCGACUUAGUGAGGAGCUGCAGGCGGCUUCUUACGAAGCGCGACUGCAUUCUAUCGUCACCUCUGCUUUGAGCCUUCGUGCUUUGACUACGGACCGGGAACUCUCUGAGCAGAGGGGUCUGACAGAGCACUGGAGAGCGCGAUAUGAUGAGUUUGUGCGCAACGUCAGGCAUUUCAGACGAAGUGAAAAUGCAGCGGAUGCAUUGAUGAGCGGUAGUGUUUCCUCAGUCAGCCCUUCUAGGAGUCGUCGUGAAAGCACCUCCAGUUCAACUUCCUUCGCUUCGUGUGCCAGCGCUCUCAGUGGUCCACUCUCCCCACUUGCAUUCCAGCCAACGUCUAGACUCAGACAUUCCACUCGCCUCCGGGAUCAUGCUCCACAUAGACCUACCACUGAAUCAAGGUUCACGGUGCAAGCGUACCCCAAACCGAUGGCCCCAGUCGUAACCCAAAAUGUGCCCCACUGUGAAGUCGUGACGGGACAUGUCUGGAGCACAGCAGGCUCCAACGGCUUCAUGAGAAAAUUCACUUGCGCACAUUGUCGUAUUAUGGUAAAAGAGCGCAAGUCCACCGUUGAUGGAGUGCUCGUGUGGGUUCCCGUCAGUUGUUAGAUCUCUCAUUUCUUCGUUUGCUUUCUUCGCUGCCUUCUCAGUCCUGUCACGUUUCUGUGACGUCACGCGUUGUUCUCUUUGUUCUCUUUGUUCUCGUAUUUCGUUUGCUUAGAGCGUGCUAUUCAACAUUGUACUGAUCCUUCUGCUUUACUUGCAAUCUAAAACACAUCCGUCUCUCCCGUUC
Somion occarium is the source of this 1827-nucleotide messenger RNA. NCBI's taxonomy places the organism in Eukaryota, Fungi, Basidiomycota, Agaricomycetes, Polyporales, Cerrenaceae. The record is from the annotation of a GenBank genome assembly.